Molecule: messenger RNA, 2660 nt
Organism: Megalobrama amblycephala (Wuchang bream)
Lineage: Eukaryota; Metazoa; Chordata; Actinopteri; Cypriniformes; Xenocyprididae
Product: overexpressed in colon carcinoma 1 protein homolog
Exons: 4
Coding region: 457-663 (68 amino acids)
Source: RefSeq, a predicted model, not a curated record
UGCACACAUUGCAUUUUUAUUCUUGUAAUUAGCUCUGCCUCUCCAACAGUGUUAUCAGCCUUCGUCCCAACCCACACACACACACACACACACACACACACACACACACACACACGCACACAAUCUCUGUUACCUGGGCAACCCUGCCAGAGUGGAGGAAUACCUCUCACCACCUACACUUCCUCCUCCCCUUUCUCUCUCUCUCUGUCUCUCUCUCCCCCUGUAUAAGCGUCCUGCCUCUCUCUGAGGGACUCAAGGGAAGUAUAGCAGCUCAGGCACAUUCAGACUCAGCCAUCAGACUGAACUUCCCUCAUCCUCACUCUCUCCUCAUCCCUCCAUUCAUCCCUCUCCUGUCUAAUUCCAGUAAUCUCUUUCUCUUUUCCCUUGUCAUUCCCCUCUGCACUGUCCAUCGCUUCUCUUUCCAUCUCUUAGAUUGACUUUGGUAAAGUUUAAACCAUGGGCUGUGGGAAUUCCACUGCUGCCAGCACAGCUGCAGGUCCAUCUGAAUCAGCCAAAGAUGUGCAAGAUGAAUCGUCUGUCGACGACGAGAAGAGGAGGAACUAUGGUGGAGUGUAUGUGGGCUUACCUGCAGACCUCAGCAACGUGGCCAUUGGCCAGACACCCUCCACACACAAAGGGCUGUCUGGAGGGACUCUUGGCUGAAAAGUGCUGUGUAAUAAUCUCAACAGGACGCAAUCUUCGUCAUUGUUGAUUGGCUCAUUGGGACACAACGGAAUCCUCUGAGAGACAAUCACCUAAUUGAACGCUCUGGAAACUGAACUGGAAUUGGUUCUGCUGACAAUGUCAGAGGUCAGAGACAAAUCUGAGUUCGUUAGCAACACUCAGCGCAUUUAAGGGCACCUGCUACCAGCACUUUGUUUCUCAGGACAACGACACACAGGUGGUAAAUGACAAUCACAAAGCAAUGGAGAUCCUCUGAGCUCAAAUAUUUUCCCUCACAAUGUUGCUCUGUACAUGUCACGUUUACUGUAUUAAGGGGGUUUCACAAGGGUCAAGCGGUUUCCAAAGGGGGUAAGGAAGCACUUAUAUGCACUCAUCCUUUUGUCCUUUCAACAUGAUCCACAUCCACUCAGACACACUUCUCUAGUCAUAACAGGAAAUCUUGUAUAAGAAAGAAUUAAUUUAAUGAGUGUCAUGUUUGCAAGACAAGGUACAUGAAGUGCCUGUUGAAGGAGAUUUUUUCUGUGCUGAUGGUCUGUGAGGUGAGUGCUCUUAUUGCUUCUUCAAGACCUUUACUGUCGUCCGGAGGUGAAAUCAAGGGUUAUGUGUUUGUGAUUGGUUUUAAGGUCCCUCCAUUCCGGUAACCCAAUUAGAGUGACCCACUGAGAGCCUCUGAAGAACAAGUUUCAAAACAAGUGUAUCUUGACCUUAGAGAACUCUGAGGACUGUGAAUGUAGGCCAGCGAUCACACUUUUCAGCAUCAGGUCAGUUGGAACACACCCCUGUGACACAGGGGAAAUGAGUUGAGGAGUGAAAGAAAGUGCUUGAGCCAGACUGUCUCACAGCGGGUGCUGAGUGAAAGGCCGGUUCUUGAGGGACGGAAGGAUGUCAGAUGACACUGACACGGGUUCUAGCUGAACUCCCAUGAACUGACAUUUUCUCACACCUACUGCCGGAUACACACUGUGCGAUUUUCUUCGCAGACUACACAACUGUCUGGGGUACUAUUUAAUUGCCGUUACACAACGGAUCAGCGACAGGGGGUCACACGUUACGCAACGUUUCAAUAGGAAGAAUCACGGACAACUCUUUCUGUUCUACAAACUACGUUUUACAACCAAACACGCAAGAAUUGAUAGAGGAAAUAACAUAAGAUCAUGUGUGAGUCGAAUGUCCGAAUACUCAAACUGAAAGAAGCCUCUGAUGAAGUUGUCAGUGUGCCUAUUUGCAGCAAAAAAAAAGAAAAGAAAAAGAAUAUGAUGGAGAGAAUGGUUGCUCCUGUUGCAGGUAUAUGACUCCUCCCUCUGAACUUUCCCUUGCCCUGUAUCUUGUGCUCUCAUUGGCUGUAGGUCAUCACCGAUGUCAUUUUUAGUCACUUUUUACACUGCAUACUAAAUAUCUCAUGGGCAUCUGCUACGCAUCUGCACUUAUCUCAUGUCUUUGAUAAAAAACACUACGCAAUUGUCACUCAUGUGAACAAGCACCGAUUUACCUCCGAUUUCAGGCAUUUGUCGGCGAUUUCCACAAAACUGCCGGCGAGUGAAAAUUGGGGCGUGUACCCAACAUCGAAGGGUAGUUCACCUGAAAACAAAAAAUGUUUUUGUCAUUUACUUGCCAUCAUGUUGUUCCAAACCUGUAUAACUUUUUUCUUCUGUGGAAUCCAAAUGAAGGAAUUUUGAAGAAUGUACUGGUCAUUAGGGUACAUAAUGUACAUCAUUUCAAAGAAGUCACCAACGCUGCAUUUAUAUGAUCAAAAAUACAGCAAAAACAGUAAUAUAUUGAAAUAAUUAUUACAAUUUAAAAUACUUUAAUAUAUUUUAAAAUGUAAUUUAUUCCUGUGAUGACGACAGCUGAGUUUUCAUAGUCACAUGAUACUUCAGGAAUCAUUCUAAUAUGCUGAUUUGAUGCUCAAGAAACUUCUUUUGUUUUUAAAAACGUCUUUGUGUUUUUUUCAGGAUUCUUUGAUGUUCAAAGUUCAA